Molecule: messenger RNA, 14193 nt
Organism: Oreochromis aureus
Lineage: Eukaryota; Metazoa; Chordata; Actinopteri; Cichliformes; Cichlidae
Gene: flrt2
Product: fibronectin leucine rich transmembrane protein 2
Exons: 2
Coding region: 1333-3315 (660 amino acids)
Molecular function (GO): protein binding
Source: RefSeq, a predicted model, not a curated record
AAUUUUAUAAUCCGUGCCUCUGACCCAACACUGCUCAAAAUAUGAAAACAGCAGAAGAAAAAAAAGCGUUUGUCCCUGAGGAAAACACCGACCCUCUAAGUGAGCAAUAAAUCUGGCACUUAGACAUGAAUAUGUGUGUGUGUGUGUGUGUGUGUGUGUGAGCGUGUAAAUGUACUCGGUGUUCCUGAAGUCUGUAGCCUCCAGAGAUGUCAAAUGUUGCCGGCAACAUCCGUAACCCGUGACCCCUGAGACUCCUGUUUUGUUCUCGACUCUCCGGGGCCCCCUCUCGAGAUAUCCAUCCGCUGGAACUCCCCGGGAUGACGGACUCCCCUGUCAUCCCCAUUCCUCCGCACUACACCCCGGUAGCCUUUGACCUCCCCGCCACCUCUCGCCUCUUCGCAUUCCAGCUAAAGGCGCUGAAACCUGAACCCGCGGUGAGCUCAUCGAAAAUCAAGAGUUAAAUGAUACCAAAAAACCCUGAGAAAUGUGAGAGGGAGAAAAGGGGAGAGGCAAGCCGCCGGAGCAGGACAGGUCUGGAACUGGUUGUGUGUGUCUGCUCGCCGGAGCUCCUCGGGGGGGUCAAGUUACAGCAGAGAAAGCGAGGCGAAAGAGGAAGAAGAAACUGCUGGCGUCUUUGAAUCCUCUCCGCUUUGUGUCCGCCUCGUUUUCCUGCUCCUCGCCGGCCUGACUGACUUGUGCCUGCAGUUUCCUCUUGACACACUUCAGCGAGCUCACCGCUCUCAAGUUAACGAGCCCGUCGGUGUCGUCCCGGUGUCUGUGAGCCGGGCUGACACGAGAGUGUAACCCCGUGAGGGCUUCUCUCCCUGCCUCUGUUCGCCUUUGACCCCGCUAUGACCACCGAGUGCUCAAAGACGGUCUCUGGAUCCAAAUGUCACCCCCCUUGGACUCUGCCCUGGUCUGGGACCAGCAGUGUGUGACGGACAGGCGAGCGGAGCCUGCGGUGGCGCUCAAAUUGGCCCUGGCUGAGCUCUGCAUGGAGCAGCGAGAGAAGAGUCCUGCUAUGGUCUGAUGUCUCAGCAUGGAUGGAGUCAGUCAGAGGACUGGCCACCACUAAUGAGACCAUCGCUCUUCGGCUGAGGACUAGCAUUUACAGGAUUACUCCCACAGUUUCCUGCUCUUUUCCUAGCUAACUGCAUCAUUACUUAACAAUCCUAGUUGGACGUUUUUUUUUAUAUUUUCAUGGGUCUGGUUUUUGGUGGAUAUAUACGUCAUUUGCCUCUCUGAUUUUCAUUUUUUUUUAUUCCCUCCCACCAGUUUUUUUUUUUUUUUAAAUUGUUGGUUUGCCUUUUUCCCCCUGUUUGUUUUUCCACUAUGGAGUUUCUGGCUGGACCCUGGAAUAAAGAUUGGGCUUCAUUCUUGCAAUUUUGGUUGACUGUCAUCCUAAGCCUCCAAAUGCAAUUCAGCCCAGGUGCCUCUUGUCCGCAAGAGUGUCGUUGUGACAAAGGGUUUGUGUACUGCAACGAACGCAGCCUGACAUCAGUGCCUCUGGGGAUACAGGAGGGCUACAAGGUCCUCUACCUCCACAACAACCAGAUCAACAAUGCUGGUUUCCCUGUGGAACUUCACAAUCUGGCCUCCGUAGAAACUGUGUACCUUUACGGCAACCAGCUCGACGAAUUCCCCGUGAAUCUGCCCAAAAACACAAAGGUCCUGCACCUCCAGGAGAACAAUAUCCAAACGAUCUCCAAGGCAGCUCUUGCCCAGUUGACUAAACUAGAGGAGCUACACCUUGACGAUAACUCCAUCUCCACAGUAGGGGUGGAAGAAGGGGCCUUCAGGGAGGCGGUCAGCCUCAAACUCCUCUUCCUCACCAAGAACCACUUAAGCAGCGUUCCCAUUGGUCUUCCCGAAGACCUGAAGGAGCUGCGGUUAGAUGAGAACCGCAUUGCUGUCAUUGCAGAGGAGGCCUUCCAGAAUGUGACACGUCUACAGCGCCUCCUGCUGGACGGGAACCUGCUGACAGACGAGGGCAUCGCACCAGGGACCUUCCAGGACCUGGCCAACCUCCGCGAGUUGGCUCUGGCCCGCAAUUCACUGACUUUCCCCCCUCCUCUCCUGCCCAGCCAGUCGCUGGUCAAACUCAGCCUACAGGAGAACCAGAUCGACCAGAUCCCCGUGGCGGCGUUUGCGGGUCUGAACAGGCUGGAAAGACUGGAUAUCUCCAGCAACCAGCUUCAGACUCUCACGCAAGGUGUGUUCGAUGGCCUGUCCAGCCUGAGGCACCUCAUAGUGCGAAACAACCCGUGGCGCUGCGACUGCACCGUAAAAUGGGUGGUGGUGUGGCUCAAAUCGCUGCCUUCCUCUGUCAACGCCCGCGGGUUUACGUGCUCGAGUCCGGAGAAGGUGCGUGGCAUGACAAUCAGAGAGCUCACGCUGGAUAUUAUCGAGUGCCCCAUUCAACCCGACCAGCCGCCCUGGCCCACCCUCCGCUCCACACCCCCUCCCCCACCCACCACCACCCCUGUCACCACCAUGAUUUCCACCCUCAUCACUUCAUCCAUCCCUUACUACUUUGACUCCCCCUCCCCCACGCUGCCCCCCUUACUUAACAACCCCGCCGGACCCCUGCCUCCUUACGAGGACCCCCUUCAGAUCUCCUUCCACGUGGUCAACUCCACCAACAUCGACGUGAGCUGGGCUUCCUACUUUACUGUCACUGCCUACAAGGUCACUUGGGUCAAAAGGGGCCAAAGCCAAAUCAACGAAGGAAUGCGGGAGAGGACGGUGAGCGGGGACCUGCGGCGCAUCAGCCUCACCAACCUGGAUCCCCGGUCUGUGUAUCGGAUCUGCGUGCACGUCCUGGACACCCUUAACUCCUAUAGGCCCGGGGAGGAUACUAUAUGCUCCGAGGCCAGGACCAAGCCGCCAGUGACCACCAAGCCUCCGGGCAGAGAGCAGGCUCCUCAGGACAGCAUCAGCUCCACGCUGCUAAUGGCUGGGAUCAUAGGAGGGGCUGUUCUUAUCGUCCUGGUUACGCUGCUCAGCUUGUUCUGCUGGCACAUGCACAGGAAGAACCGGUCGUCUUCGACCAAGUGGAAAUACAACCGCGGCAGGAGAAAAGACGACUACUGCGAGGCUGGAACCAAGAAGGAUAACUCCAUUCUGGAGAUGACUGAGACCAGUUUCCAGAUAGUGGCGCUGAACAAUGAGCAGCUGCUCAAGGGAGAUUUCCGCAUCCAGCCCAUCUACACUCCCAACGGGGGCAUUGGAUUUAGAGACUGUCACCUCAGUAACAACAGCAUAGCCUACUGCAAGAGCAGCAACGUGCCCAGUACAGAGUUCUGCCACACGUGAUGCUGCAGACACUCAGUACAGCAGCAUUCACACACACACACACACACACACACACACACACACACACACACACACACAAAGCAAAAAGACUUGCAUAAACACACACACACACUGUUUGUCUAGACAUUGAAAAAUAUAAAAAAUUAUAGUGAAAUAUAACUGUAUUAUAUAUAUUUCCAAGUUCUGUCUACGAUGUAAUUUAUACUGUGGAUAAUAAUGUGGGAUUCUCUGCUAUCUUUUUUAUUCCUAGAAAAACAGACACAAGUGUUUCUUUUUUUUAUAACCAGCAGGGUUUUGGAAGUUGUUUUAACGGUCAGUACUGUACAUGAACAUGGAUUUGUACAAUCACGGCACCCUGGGUGUAGCUUCUGACAAAAAAAAAUUUGCUGUCAGCCUUGGAAAUGUUUUUUGGGGGAGGGGGCGCUUUAGGAGGGCUGGGAUCCUUUGCUAACCACAGAAGCAAAAUACGACCUUUUCACACUUUGAAACCCUGCAAAAAAAUCAAAAGAAUAAUAAAAACAGCCUCCCCAGAACAACACAGCAGACGGGGAAAUCCAAACACUGCUGAUUAGAGGAAAUAUGGCGCUGGUUCAGUGACGGCGUGUUUAAAAGGAAAAAAAGAAAACGUGAGAAUUGAAGUGCACUUUCUUAUUAAUGGCAGCAAGGCAGGAAAUGAGCAGAGGUAGGUGGUGGUGUGUGACGGGGGUUGUGCACGGCCGUGCAGGUUGGGAAUAUCAUCGGUGUUGUUAAAAAGCCUGGACUGAAGUUUCUUAACACUAAAAGCAUCUUUGUUCUGUUCGUUUCCAGGUAGAAUUGGUGGGUUUUGGAAAAGAUGUCACCAAAAAAUGGUUUUUAAUGUGAGCUUAAAAGCAACAAGCGACUAUUGUUUCUAAAAUCAUGCUUGAAUGUGCUGAUUCUUGCUGAUCCUUUCCUUUGAAGAAACAUUCGUUAGUUCAGCUUCUUUUUUCCCCCAAUGUUUUAGCAAGUGAGGCCACAAGGGGGCAGUUUUCCUCAGCGUUGUGUGUGUGUGUGUGUGUGUGUGUGUGUGUGGUACAUAGAAAGACAGGCCAGAGAGAUCACUUUACCUCCACCAUUUCCCCCGAGCCCAUUACCCAGACAACAUUACUCAUGCUUGAACAGCAUUGUGUCGAGUAUUUUUGCUCAUUGGGCUACUUAAUGAUGUGGAAUCAUUUAAAACUAACAGUGUUUCUGUGUUUGGUGGCUAAAUGAUAUGGAUUUUCACCACUCCGGUCCAUUAUGAGAUGAUUUGUGUGUGUGUGUGUGUGUGUGUGUGUGUGUGUGUGUGUGUGUGUGUGGAGAGCAUGAUGAAUUUUGAUAUGGCUCACACAUAACACUAAUUAUACAGCCACUUAUCUCAACCUUGUCCCAUCGUCCAUUAGACUUUGUGAUAAAUUAGGAAAUUACAACAAUGGACUCGCACCCCGCCCGUGAUCGCACACUGCGCUGCGACCGAGCGCUUCAUCUAGCUUCUCAUUAUUUAUCCUUUUGUCCGCACUUAUAGUGUGGCCUUUUUAAUUCACGCUUUGCUCAGCCUAAACAAUGCAGCUGCUCACUUCACAACAGCAUCUCUGAGAGGAUGAUUGCCACUCUGUCUGCCUUCCAGUGUCAGCGUCCGACUCUUCGCUCCGAUCCGUGCACGGCUCAAAAAAACCACUUUCCUUGCCCUUCAGCUUGUAAGCGUUGGUGGCUUCUCUUUGCAUUGAAUGUGAGGGUGCCAGUGUGAGGUCUUCAUUAUGCACUUCUUAAGGAAGCUUUAUUUGAUUUGACAAGAUUUUAUUUUGAGGGGCCAAGCUUAAAGAGCUCCUUCCCUUUUCUUUCCCCCCUUCGUAUAAUCCUCAACCAAAAAAGGGAGAGAAAUAUGUAGGCCUUAUUUUCACAUGGCUGCCCGAAGCUCAUGCAGAGAGGCAGUUUUUAACUCUUUGCGAGGCACACAGAUUCAGCUGUUCAAAUGCACUGUACCCGACAGAGAGUCGGCACAACCUAAGAUCAAUUUUUACAAUCCAGAGAUUUUUUAAGGGCUCGUGCUAAGCGUUGAGAUUAAAAGUAAGCGCUCUUCCUAUGACUCCAGCAAUAGCUCAGAUUGUGAUAAAUUGGCCUGUUUGCUAUUCCAGUGCUUAAAAUCUGUUCAACUAUUAAUUGAAUACUUUAAUGAAUUAAAUCAUCCAUCUUAAAAUGUAAUUUAGGGUCGCUCUAAAAUUAUUUUUAUGUAAUGAAAAUUAAUUUGGUUUUUAGAUGGAAGUGGUAAUUUUUUUAAAAGAUAAAAUCUCUGUCAUUAAAUUUUGUUUAAUGGUUUUCUGAGUGUUUAGCUGGAAAAAAAAUCUAGAGUUUAAUCAUAAAAUAUUUUUGUAACAUUUCAGAAUAUCGUAUAUUAUCAUGUAGCCUAAUUGUUCUUUGUUGUACACUUUUUGUGUAUUUAGGUCACAGAUUUACUCUUUGCAGUUCAUUUGCCCAAAAAAAGAAACAAAACCCAAGAUAUAUAAUUUCAGCAAGAUAUGAAUCAGUAGCUUUGUUUUCUCAGAAAAGCGUUAUAGCUAGCAUAGCAAUGAACAAGGAUCAAUAGCAAAUAUGUUUUAGCUAUCACAACAACAUUGUCAUUGUCAGUUGUGUUUUUUGGUCAUGAUAGUUGUGCAGUAAAAUCUCCUAUUAAAAAACUAAUCAACACCACUUUACUGUUAGCAUGCUAAAAAACAGUGCUAGCACCGGCAGCCAGCUAGCCUAACCUAGCAUAGCUUAGAAAGUGAAACCAUGAAAACAGCUUGUUUGCACUCGCAAACAAACUAUGAAGUCUUCUACGCUGUAAAACCACAAGGUCAUUUUUAGACUUCAAAUUUUUGUACAGAUUAAACAAUUGUGAUCUAAUGUAGAUAUUGGACAUAGCGAGAUUAGCUGUAGCCCUGUCUGCUUCAAGCUAAGCUCAUCUGCUCUUGACUCUAGCUUCAUGUCUAUGGCGUCAAUCUUCUCCUUACUUUUGUAAGAAACCACCUAUUAUUCCUCAACUUCUAAAUUAAUAUGCAGGUGGCUUAGAUAAUUUAUGUAAAGCUAAGGAUGAUUGAUAGCAAUGAUUGAUUUGUUGAUAGGGUUUUUUAAUUUCUUUUUUGCCAUCAUAUCCAAAUGUCUAUUUUUGUGAAUAUUUUUGGCGAAAUAAUAACGUUAUCAAUCAUGUGAAAAAAGGCACAAUCAUACUACUCUGCUCACUAUAAGGGACACUGUCACCGGCUGCCUGUUAUCCUAGUUGAGCUUCAAGUCUGAAAACUGGAAAAUAGCUAGCGUGCUCAGGCUAAGGCUAAUAAAAUUUACUGUAAAAUGUUGUUUUUAGACUUCAUAUUUUUGCACAGAUUAAAAACAAAUGUGAACUAAUGUGCUAAUUAGUGGUGUUGACUUUGGUGCUGGUAAAUGGUGAGUUGAACAUAACAGUUUUAGCUUAUCCUUGAACUAAGCUAUACAGAUAUGAAAGUGAUGCGAGUCUUCUCAUCAGUCUCAGCAAAAAAAGUGAACUUUGUAAAACGGCAAACCCGUCUUUCACUUCUCAGCUCCUCUUUAAGUAUGUAAAUCAUUUAAAAAAAUAAUUUCAAGUUGUUCUACAUCUUCUGUGGUUAUCAAAGUGUCUCCACUUUUUGUUUAAAUCUUUUUCUACUAAUACACAUAUCAGCCAACCCAAUACACGCUGUCCAUCGAGACACACCAGGCUGCCCUGACCUGUGCUCGGCUUUCCCCUGCUGGGUACCUAACCGACAGUUCACCAUGUACGGUUCGCUACAUGCUUUAACAGCUGACCAUAAUCCCACGCAGUACACUUGAACAUGUACAACUGCUACCGCUGGGAAUUUUUUUUCUUUCAUUUUAGAUAUAAAGCCCUAUUUUAGUCCCACGAUCAAGCAAGCCAGGUGAAUCCAUUGCAACAUUUAGCAUCUCCCCCUGUCUGUGAAUGUGUAACGGAGACAGAUAUUUGCCUUACCUUUUAUGCAGGAAUGAAUGAUUAACGAGAGGGAGAGAGAGCGAGGGAGUUAAGUGGGAGGAAGAAAGGGGAGUAGAAAGAUGAGACAUAAAGAGACGGCGGCAAGAACAGAAAGCACAUUUCUCCGACCGACUGCAGCAACAAUAACAGCGUUAACAGGAAGCGUGACACACACAGUAGCUAACGAAGAGACUGUUCGUCCAUAGUGCCAGAAAUUAAGCGGUGCACUGCUAAUGAUUCAGCCAGACUGGGAAAGGCUUUGGUGGUUGUUUUGCAGCACACAUUAGUCUUAAUUUCGAUCAAGACACUGCAGUGCCAUAGCCAAUGGAAUUUACACACGGCUGCGAGUGUGGGCUUAUUACAGUUUCAGGGUGCCGAGAAGCUCAUUGAUUCACGUUGAAAUAAUUACGUUUAAUCAUUGAGAGGUCACCUCAGACAGAACACGUGAAAUUGAGAAGGUGGAAAGUCGCCCUUUGCUUCCUGCAGGCAGAACCUUUGCUGCAAAUAUCUAUUAGCCAGUGAUGUUCAUUCAAGAAUUUUUUGCAUGUACUGUAUUUAGCUUCAUAGCCUUUCAUUUGUUAUCACACCAGGGUUUGGACUUUCAAAUAUUUCUUCUUCCCGAUCGAUCGCCACACGCGGUUGAGAUGCAGCGCGAGCAACCAGAUUUUCUUUGGUGUAGAGGAAGUAGGCUGGAAACUUACAGUGCAUGUAAAAUGGCUAUGUUUGGAUACGUCGCCAUCCUGGCUUCUCAUCCGAGACACAGUGUUACGUUAGCCAUCCACACCGAGACGUUUUCUUAGGAACCAAAGUUAAAUUUCUGUUCUCAUGAUGAAAUAUUGAUGUUGUUCCAUGUAUGUGCCUUGAGGUUGAACUUACAAUGUAAAGUCCUUGAAACCUUUAAAUGUUUUUGCACAAACUGUAAAUACUUAAGUGAAGCUUUUUGAAAAUAAAAGAGCCAUUGGAUUUGAGCGAUCACUCUUUUCCUUGUAUCCAGCAAAGAAGUGAAUGUGCUCUUUGGAGUGAUCCUGCAUUCUUGUUGCUCUACAUGUUCCCCAAAAACACACUCGGAGUGAAAUCUAUUUUGGGUCAGAAACUGGCAAUUCUGUGUCAAAGAUUUGUGCUGUACGCACCAUGCCAAGUUAUCCUCUUAUUUCUAUAUGGGAAGCUUGUGCCAUCUUAGCGUAGCCACUGCAGCUUAGCAUUCAGCUGGGGAGAAUCCAGGAAACUCUCUUAUUCUGCUUGUAUGGCACAACUAAACCCCAGGAUGGGCUCGAUCUCUCAAUCCCUGUGUUUUACCAAAGUCCAACGUUUUUCCCUCCACGUGACCGCAUCCCAGUGUGGCCUCUGUAACCUCCAGCCUGCUAAGAAGCCCACGUUAGCCUAGUCUUAAUUCACUCUGACAAUUAACCACAGCUGAAACAAAAGGGUGUGCCACUCUGGUAUUUUGAGCUGGAAAUGGGUAUAUUUCUCAAAAUCCCCAAAUGUCAAAAUGUGAUUUGUUAUUGCGGAAUUGUCGGCUUUACGUGGAGGCCAAGUGGUUAAAAGAAUCGAGGUUUUGGCACUCGCAUCAUCUGCUGUCUGUUCCUCCCUCUUUCUGUGUUGUGCAACUCUUGCCUUGAAAGAUUUAGUGUAUAAUCUCCCCCCUGUGCAUUUACCAGGACUGGCUUCUUCACUGAGGUGAAGCUAGUCAUAAAGGAAUUAUUCACGCAGUUUGGAUUAAUCAUUAAAAUCUUUUGUGAUGUGUACAAAUGUUUGCAAGAAAAUCAGGACUGCCAUCGAGAAAUGUAACAAACUGUAUCAAAUGUUUAAAAGUACAAUUUCAGGAGGGAAAUUAUAUGUUAAAAGAAACUUCCAAUCCAUGUAAAGUAUUCAAAGUUAAGAAACAGCUUUUCAGAGUAAAUAAUAAUUGAAGACUGAGAACUGUCAAAUUUUGCUAAGCUAGCUGAUUUUAGCUAAUUUUAUUGUUAUAUAAUUUAAAAUAGUUUACAGUUGUUACAGUGGUCUAGUUAUGACAUUAAAUAGCAUUUUAUUAAAUGUCAGGUUCCAGACGCAUCAACCACACGACCUUAAAUUUGAACCUGUUAGCGGCCGUUUUCUGAAUGGGUCAGAUUAGCUAACGAUACUGUAGCAAGUUCAUUGUGUUAGUUACACGUUACACAGGUGCUUCAUCCUUUGUCAGUGUUGGAGCUUAAAGCCUACAUUUAAUCGAGCAGGUAUAUUUGAAGUAUUGACUUUGUUGUUUUCUUGCUGCUUUAUAUUUUACAUUGAAGUAUAAAAUAGACACUGCUAAAAUUAGCAACACAUAUAAUUAACUGUAGAAAUUCAUCAGAUUUUUAACCACAUGAUUAUCACGUUAGGCUAUGCAGAUGAGAACAACAAUAUUCUGAAUGUGUUAAAUUUGCUAGUUUAAUUAUAUGAUCUAUUAUUUCCCUUAGCUGUCGCCAAAUUUCAGUGUUGCUCUGCAUUAUAGAGGGAGGUUUAUGUGCAUAAAGCUAUAACAUCUAUUAUUAUGGUAAAGUGCUGCUUAGCCAUUAGUUAUAAAAAUUAGUGUAUAAGGUAAUAGCACUUAUUUUUUAAUAUUAGUGCUGCUUAAGUAGCAUUUCACUGUUAUAUAUUUAUUUUAUGCUCUUAUGUAUUGUAAGUAAAGGACUAUUCUGUCGUACAGUCUGGUGAAAACUAAUCUCUUGUUAAAAACUCUUAUUUGUGCUACAACCAUCUUAUCUAUUGAUUUGGUAAGCUCUGCUGAGUAGUCACCUACCCAGUGAGUACUUAUCUGAAAACCCAGAGAUAAGUACUCACUAGGAACAGAGUUGGUACGCUCAGUUUUCUAGAACAUGUUUUUUGUGAACACUGUAAAUCAUUUCAAAGAAAGUGGUUUGUCAUAUUCCAUAUGGCAGCAACUAAUCAAAUGUGAAUUUCUGCCUUUGAAUCGUUCCGUGAACAGGUGUUAGCGCCGAGUAGCUUUAUUUUUUUCGCCCCGCUAAAGGAAUAUUCAAUUUUGUGCCUUGUAAAAGCUCCAUAACAGCCUUACUUUGUGAUCCACAUUUAAGCAUCUUCUAAUCAGCCUCAAUAUGGUGGAAAAGUCAUUAAAGCAUGCAAUUUAAAGCAAUCUUAUUCCAGGUAUUACAAACGUCGACAUCUGGCAGAAUUAACAUUGAACUGAUUGGUUUAAAGCUGCGCUCCAGCGUUAUCCCGUCUUUCAUUGCCCUCAGUAGUCUUUAAUUAAAGCCUGAAUGCAGGUGAAGCCUUUGCCUCUUUCACAAUAUGUCGAGCUAAUCGUGUGUCACAGUGGGUCACUGGACUCUGCCUAUUGGUUGCCAAGAGUGGACGCAAUGAACAUUAAGUAAAAACCACCCAAAUCAAUUUAGGAUCACCUUGCUGUGUGAUGAAAUUAUAUGAAAAGUAAAUGAAUGGAAAAUUGGUCUGAACAGGCAGCACUGUGUGUGAUUAUUCCUGCGUGAAGGUGAAGGAGGAAAAAAGGCCCGGCGACUUUUCCCUUUUCCGAAGCAACACUGUUUGCUGAAGGUGCUCGCCCUUUUUGAUGCCAGCCAUUAAAAUGUGAUGUUCCGAGUUUAAAGCCACCCAAACGCAGCACAGACAGCGCGGGAAUUCCUCUGGCAGUGUUUAAGGGUUGAACGCGGGGUGAUAUUUUCAGCGGUUGUCGAUCAGGGGACCGUUUUGAAAUGUAAAUUCAAUUUGUCCUUCUGAAUUUAGAUUUUUCAGCGCCAGAUUGCCAUGUGAGCUGCGAACAGCCUUUUUUUUCUUUCUCUGUAUCUCAGCACAGAAAAUGUGCUCGGCACCAUUAAAAUAAGAAAGAUAUUUUCAGCACUGAAAUGAGUGCAUUAAAUCAGGCCUGACAAGCUGUUUAGUGUCUGUGAGGAGACUUGCCUUUAAAAACUGCAGCACUCUCCAUAAUAUGAACUGUUUUCUUUCCUUUUACAACUUAUGAAAAGUUGGCCACCGGCUAUACGGAGCACUGUAAUUGGUGACAAGAUAAGGGGUUACACUGAAAACUGCUGUCUGGCUGCCUGACCUGGGUGGUGUUUACAGGUGCAGACACACUAAAAAGCAGCCCCCGCUGUUUACAGUGUGAUGCAACCCACAACCAGACUCCUGCAACAAAUGGUGCCAUUGUGAAGCUUAUAAUGGUCAGUUUGUGUUGCGGCAGUUUCCUGGAGGCGAUGAUAGAGUUGACCGGCCAAUGGUAACAGAUUGCAGUGAACUGUAUCUAAGGUAUGAAUCAAGAUGGUUAGUAAUCAUUUUAAUAGGUUUUGCCAUCAUCUACUAAUAUUAUUUGUUUUAUUUUGGCCAUGUGUUAAAACUACUGUAGCCAUAAUCUGGACACUUUGUGCAUCAAUAGGAAGUAUAAUGUUGCACAUUUUACAAACUUAGGCCCACUUUAUCCAACCCCGUCUUUUAAAGUGGAAGUAUUAAUGGUGCAUAUUGCGUGCUGAGAGGUUUGAAUGCACUUUUACCUCACAGUCUCAACUUUCUAUAGCCAACUCACUUGCACCCCCCUCAGGAUGUGCACCUCACAUGAAAAAAGCGUAUAUAUUUACUGAGAUCUAUGAAGUGUAGCAUGUUGGUUUUAAUGUUUCAUAGAAAGAUAAGUAACCUGCCAUGCUAGCUCGGUGAGUUUACAGAGAUUAUUACAAACUGCAGCAUCCACAGUAUUAGAAACACUGCCUAAACUGCUUUUGAUUGGACGCCUGUAACUGCACGGCUCUGUGGCUUACUGCCAGGUAAAAACUCUCACGUUGACCUGGCAAUUUAGCUUGUUUUUCAAGCUCACAAUAUAUGUACAUGUCCUCGCUGUCUUUUUUCCGUGAAGCUGCGCGGAGUGGAACUUCUGCGCAUUUGUAUGCUAAUUGGUGAUUUCUCUGUCUAGCUUACAUUGCGGUGUUGGGUUCCUCGGGGAGCCUGUUAUCAUAAGAAAGGUGAUGUCUUCUAACACAAGUAUAGAGGAAUAAUUGGCUUGGACCUGAACAGCACUUCGUCUCUGUCUGGUUUGCUUGAUUGAAAGGAAUUGUGCGUCUGGUACGCUUGAAAUUAAAAAAAAAACAACAAUAUUAAUGAUGUUGAGCUGGAUGAGUUUUUUUUUAAUAGAGAAGAUGUUUAUGCAUGCACAGCAAUCACAACAAGGAGGAAGGGCGAAAUGGAAUAAAUUGGCUGUUCUGGCUUCGAGUUGUUGUUCUUCAGAAGUCAUUUGUGGCAAGACUAAAUGUGAACAUUUUAAAUAAUUAAAACGCCACCUGCCAAGGAAACUUUGAGCAAAUUCCCCAGUAGCCAGCCAGAUUAAAGUUUAACUUUCUCUCCCGGAGCACAUGGAGCAAGAUAGCACUUCCAUAUGCCGGGCCAGUGGGUCAGAGGAGUCGCUGUUCCAGGUGGGACGGAGCAGCUGUGACCUUGAGCGCUAGUCGCCGUCUGGUAGUGCCCAUAAUGAAUGGAGACGGUGAUGAAUAGUGAAAGCAAAAGGCUCCCAGCUUUCUGGAGGUGACCAGGAGGAAAUGGGCUCUCUCUCUUUGUUUUCAUGUUAGAUCUAAGUUCAGCAUGUGCAACGUCUCAGCCCACAGAGGUUCACCGACAUCACUGAAGCUCUGCUGAGACUCAAAACCCAGGACGACUGGGUGAAGUUUUGCUUUAGAGAAAACAAAAGCAAAUGUGUUAUAAUUAUUCUUUUGCUUACAUUUAGAAACAUCUUCCCUAAAGAAGCAGAAAAUCUAACCUCUGUAGGGUUGAAGCAUUUAUGAGGGUGAAUAUCACUGAUGGAAGGAAAUCCUGAGACUAAACUUUUCAAUAAGUGGCUGUUGUUUGAGUUUCACCUCAGUUUUGUUUUAGAGUUCAGCUGUGUUUAUCUGACCAAUCAAAAGACUAAGAAAUAAUAUUAGCUAAUUUGCCCCUUUCUGGAGCUAUAAUAGGUUCCUCAGAACAAGAUUUAAAAGAUGAUGAUAGUUAUCCCCACCCGAGUGUGACGUGGGUCAAACCUCACCGCUGCUUUGAAAUGGUCCAAUAGUGAUAUAUAAAAAGUAAGUCAGCAACCAAACUGAUUUAACUGGCAAUUAAAAUUGGUAAAUGAAACACAACCUGUGCUGGUCGUGUUUCAUUUAAACGAUAUUUAAACUAUUCAUCUUGUCAGCUUUCUACUUUUCUACGUACAUUAUCGAAGAAGCAAAUGUAGGUUUGCAUACAAAGCUGCCUCCAAGUUUCACCACAGCGACAUGAGAAAGUGCUCAACUGCGAUGCGAGACCGCAGCGAGGAUCGUUGCGAGUCACAUAAUCUCCCCGAGUCAUGAACUCCUUGUUCACAGCUGCAUUCUUCAGGCCGAAGUCAUAAAUACCCUCCUUGGAGAAAGUAAAACCCGUGGUGCUGCAGUACUGCUGGCCCAGAAACAAGGCUUUGAUGAGCAAAACAUUCCCCCAUUUGUGAUGGAAAGAGUGCUGAGUGGUUGUCGCCAGGCAAACAUCUGCAGUCGAUGUAACACAGGAAAGUUGCUUUUGAUGUGCGCUCAUUUACAGUCUGUUAGAAAUCACGAGUUGCUGUGCACGUCGUUGGUAAUUGACUUUACUGAAUUGAUCCAAAACUGCAUCCAAAGAAGGGAUUCUUAAAUAAAUACAGUUCACUUGAUUUACCUUCGAGAAAUUAUAUUUAUGUUUAGCUGCGAGCGCCGUCAUCAUUGACGUUCUCUGUGGGAUGGCAGUUUUUGGUUCUGACUGACAGUGUUUGUUUAUAGUAUAUAAAAAAAUGAUAAAUCAUUAAGGAGUAAAUGUGGAAUACAUUGUGCAGAAGUCUAUAGGACAGCAGGUUUCUGUCUUUACCUCUGUAUGCACUGUCUUGUCGAGGUUAUGGGCUCAGUCUCUCAUUUUGGGUUCUACUGAAUAAAUAAAUCUCUUUUGUAAAUCUU